AUGGCGAUCUGUAUCACAUUCGGCACUCAUGAGUUCACGAGCAUGCUCGAGGGCUAUGAGAAUGUCCGUGCUUAUUGUUACAACUGCCAGCACUGGAACGGCCACUGCCUCACUCGAUGGCCAUUCUUCACCGUUUGCUUUGUUCCUCUGAUUCCACUUUCGACCCACAAGUAUAAGGAGGUUACAUGCUACACCUGCCGCUUCACUCAAGACUUGCGCGACCGGCCUGAUAUCACACCAGACACUAGGCCGCCGCCGCAUAUGCAAUGGGGGCCACAGCCACCCCCUCUGGCAUCCGGAGGUUGGCAGCAACAGCAGGACCCUGGCAAACAGCAACCUCAGCAAGAGUCUAUGGGAUACAAGUAA
Messenger RNA from Penicillium cinerascens, 366 nucleotides. Its product is annotated as rhodopsin family protein. The record is from RefSeq and is a predicted model, not a curated record. The coding region runs from base 1 to 366 and encodes 121 amino acids. Lineage: Eukaryota; Fungi; Ascomycota; Eurotiomycetes; Eurotiales; Aspergillaceae. The transcript is spliced from 7 exons.